AUGAACUACUACCUCUUCGUCUACAAUUUCGUUGCGGCUGUGGCCUGGUUGGCCAUUAUCACCCAAUGUAUAGUGGACUUGAUGCCUGGAGGAUUCUACCAAGUGGGAAACUUCCACCAAUUUCCCCACAAGUUGAUGACGGUGACUCAGAUCGUUAAUGCCGUUUGUGAAGUGGCCCAUGGGCUUACCGGGAUGGUGCCAUCGCCGCUCCUGUCGUUGCUUCUCCAAUUUUUCGCCAGACUUGUCAUUACCUUGGGAAUCUCCUAUUGGGUGCCCCAAUCUCCUGGAAAUGUGUCGGUGGCUUAUGCGGUGUUGACGGUAGCAUGGUCAGUGACGGAGAUCAUUAGGUACAGCUUCUUUGCCGCAAAACAGGUUGGGAAGGUUCCAUACGGAUUGCUCUGGCUUCGCUACCUGGCCUUCAUCGUACUUUAUCCAAUGGGUUUGUUGAGUGAGCCGGUGGUGGUUUACAAGACAUUAGGGUCUGUUUCUGGGUUUUAUUACUGGUUUCUUGCCUUGGGCAUGUUGAUGUAUGUGCCAGGGUUUGUCAAAUUAUAUGGAUACAUGUGGAAGCAGAGGAGCCGUUACUUGAUUAGAAAGAAGGAAUGA
Molecule: messenger RNA, 606 nt
Organism: Sungouiella intermedia
Lineage: Eukaryota; Fungi; Ascomycota; Pichiomycetes; Serinales; Metschnikowiaceae
Source: the annotation of a GenBank genome assembly